AACAUACAAGAGAAUAUGAACAUUCAGGUACAAAUAUACUAAAUACUAGGAUGUAAACCAAAAUGUACAUUAUUUAAAUAAACCGGUCAUGGGUAUAAUAAUUAUUAUGAAUAAAGAGAUUAUUAUAACAAUAUACCGUCACAAUUCUUAUAUCACUUAAUAUCCCUGUAGGGCAGUGAUUUAACUCUACUAAAUGUAGAGUUAAAUCAACUACUUUUCGUUCGAAAUAUUUCAAUCCAACAUACCUAUCGCAGUCUCUCAAACUGCAAUAAUUUGGUGUAUUAUCAGUAUUUCUUCGGUGAGAAAGAGACAUAAAUAAAAAUUGACAAAUACUUGUUGUUUUAAUUCGAAUUAUAACUAUUACGGGCUUAAGUCCAUGCGGUAGACCUCAACGACACGACGACAAAUAUUCGUAUAAUAGAAUUAAUUAUAAACAUUACAAUUUUAUAAUGAGUUAAUGACGUAAAGUGUACGUCAUAACGGUAAUGGAUGAGGUGCUGAGUUGAGCGGCUGUAAGACUUACAAGUUAUCCGCUACGGGGGAAGUCAGCUGGCGAGGGUCGACUCAAACACUUUCGCUCUCAGUAUUACCGCUGAGUACGCAUGUGGUUACACGUUUUUAGGGAUCCUCAACAUUAAUAAAAAAGCCUUUGCAAACUUUAGCGUGAAUACAUUUCUUAUACGGGUUGUGAUAUAUUAUGUUGAUUAUAGAUUUAUUAUAGAAAAAAUCAACAUUCGUACUUUACUGUAGUAGUUUAGAGAUUAUUAUAAUAAAUACAUUUAAUAACUAGUGGUUCCAUAAAACAUGCUAACUAGUGAGAAGUGCUUAAUUUUAAUUGGAUUAACUGCAAUACAAAUUUUUGUAUCGGAUAGUCAGGAGCAAGCUAAACCAGUCAGUGAAAAGAAACCACAAUCGGUACAAGAUCUAUUCAACACGACUUCAUGCAUUCGACCGCCCUACAAAUGUCCUCAUCCAAAGAUGCAAUUUUAUCUAUACACAAGGAAAACACAAGAGAAAGGAGAGUUAUUAAAUACAUUGGAUAAUGACUCUCUUACAUAUUCAAAAUUUAACCCAAGGCAUCCUACAAAAGUGGUUGUUCACGGAUUUGGAGGUGGCAGGAACCUGUCUCCGAGUACAGAUAUGAGAAAUGCCUACUUCUCCAAAGGGAACUAUAAUAUUAUUAUAGUUGAUUAUGGGUCUCUUGUAAAAGAGCCGUGUUUGGGUCAGAUUGAUUGGGCACCGCGGUUUGCGGGCCUCUGCAUUGCACAAAUGGUAGAGUAUCUUCAGUAUCACCCGGUAAAACCUGUACGCCCGGAGAAGAUCCACACCAUCGGGUAUAGCGUCGGAGCGCAUAUAUUGGGCCUCGUAGCUAAUUACAUUAGUGAUGGAAAACUUGGGAGGAUUACCGGUCUCGACCCAACAAUUUUUUUCUACAUGGGCAACAAUAGAUCCCGAGACUUGGAUCACACCGAUGCUUUAUUUGUCGACAUCCUGCAUACAGGUGCAGGAAUACUUGGUCAAUGGGGUCCAAAUGGACAUGCUGAUUUUUAUGUUAAUGGUGGUUCUAGUCAACCAGGGUGUGCUCAUGACACGAUAUUUCAGACAUUAUCAUGUGAUCACACAAAAGUAACGCCAUAUUUCAUAGAGUCGAUAAACAGUAAAGAAGGUUUCUGGGCGGGACCUUGCUCCAGUCUAUUCUCUUAUUUAAUAGGUUGGUGUGAGCCUAAAGAUUCAGAAUAUGUUCUAAUGGGUGAACAUGUUACACACAGAGCGCGGGGCGUAUACUACGUAACAACAAAUGCUAGGCCGCCAUAUGCCAGAGGAUUUCCAGGCAAAAGUAGACGUCUACGAUCAAUCACUGGACCAUACAGCUAGUACAUAUUCAUAAAAUAGAUUAAAUUAUUGCUAAACUUAAAUUGUUCUGUUUUUUUAUCGUUUGAUAUUUAAUAGUAUUUAUGUAAAAAUUAAGUUCUUCGGUUCCUUCUUCUUCCGAUUCUUAUCUUCUUCUGGUUCCAUCAAUUUACAAUUUUUAGCUAUAAUCCUCCGGUACUAAAUCGUCUGGUGACAAUAAUACCGUUAGCAUAGCAAUUAUAUUGCCAGUCUAUUUUUGUACUCUGUAGCUACUUUUAUAUACAUUAAUGAUAAUGCGAAGAGUACCUAUAGAGAGAACCUAGUACUAUUUCUUAUUCAAAACUCCUCUCAAACUCGGUCUCAAAUAUAACUAUAAUCUUUUAAAAUAUAGAUGCCAUUGCCUAAAUAAAUUAAGAUAGGUUAUUAUAUUGAUAAAAAUCACAUUCUAGACUCAAGCCAGAAUAAUUUUAGAGUUAGAUAAUUACAUUUUAGUUAGUAUUAGAAUACUUGUUAUAUUUUAAUAUACAUCGCGGGCUUAAUAAUGACCUGCAUUAACACUGAAUAUUGAUUUUUAUGUUAAAAAUUUAAAAUGGUAAUAGACUUUUUUUAGAUAAUGCAGAUUUUAUUAUUCAGUUUGCGAUAUGUGUGUGCAAUGUAGUCUACAUAAGUAGCUAUAAAAGAUGUUUGGUGGUUAUGGUCAUGUAUCCUAAUAAGAUAAUUGUUAGCUUGCUAAUUUAUUGUACCUAAUAUUAACAAAUCCCUCGUUUCAUCUACUAUCGAUAAUUCAAUAAUAUUUAUCACGUGAUUAGUUGUAUAUAUAGAUUUUAAUUACAUUACUGAUUUGUUUAUAUGAUGUACCCAUUAUUAUUUUAUAUAUAU
Messenger RNA from Achroia grisella, 2730 nucleotides. Its product is annotated as pancreatic lipase-related protein 2-like. The transcript is spliced from 7 exons. The coding region runs from base 805 to 1875 and encodes 356 amino acids. The record is from RefSeq and is a predicted model, not a curated record. Gene Ontology annotation, biological process: lipid metabolic process. Lineage: Eukaryota; Metazoa; Arthropoda; Insecta; Lepidoptera; Pyralidae. Gene Ontology annotation, molecular function: lipase activity.